Molecule: messenger RNA, 3060 nt
Organism: Seminavis robusta
Lineage: Eukaryota; Bacillariophyta; Bacillariophyceae; Naviculales; Naviculaceae
Source: the annotation of a GenBank genome assembly
AUGAUGAAAGACGAGAAGAAUAACUCCAAUCAACGCCAACUGGUGUUGAUAUCGGGACCAAGCGGGGUCGGGAAAUCUGCCUUGGCGCAUGAGCUCGAGGAACCCCUGGAAAAAGCCAAGGGCUUCUUCUUGACGGGCAAGUUUGACCUCAAUCAAGGGCAAGAACCCUACGCUGGCAUUGUUGCUGCUGUGAGGACACUUUGCAAUAUCCUUAUGGAUUCCCCUUUGUUCGCCCAAGUCCAACACAAGCUACAAGAGGAGCUGGGAAAUGACGCACACAUUUUGGUCCAGCUCGUGCCCCUCUUGUCCCCGAUGUUUGGAUGCAAUGACGCGACAACCAGGAGUCAGUCGCCUCGGGUCGGAGUCAAGGACGCUCAGAACCAGUUCCAUUUUGCCUUUGUCCGUUUUCUUCGUGUCAUCAGCUCAUUUGGGCCCAUUGUCCUCCUGAUGGAUGAUAUUCAAUGGAGUGAUAUCGCUUCCAUGCAACUUCUCGAAGUCUUGCUGACAGAUCGUAGUCUGGACAUGGACAACUUCAUGGUCGUUGGGUUGUACCGAAGCAACGAAGUCCAUGAGGGCCAUCUCGUGACCAAGUGGAUGCGAGAUGUAGACGAAUCAAAGGGGAUUGCGGUUCAAAAGAUUGUCUUGGGCAACCUGACGCAAACUCAUAUCAAUCAAAUGCUGGUAGACCUGUUGUCCGCAGACAGCAACCAAACGCAGGGUCUUUCUGAGAUUGUCUACAAAAAGACGGCGGGGAACGUCUUUUAUGUUCGGUAUUACCUCCAAUCGCUUGAGGAUGAAGAGCUUUUGAGGUUCAAUUUUGGGCUCAAUAAGUGGCUUUGGGACGAAGGAGAGAUUCGGGCCAGUACAAUCGCCACGGACAAUGUUGUGGACUUGAUGAAGGGCAAGCUGGCCAGGUUGCCUUCUGCUUUGCGGCAAAUACUUCCUCUUGCAGCAUUUCUUGGAACCAGCUUCUCUGAAGACAUAUUGACCCCACUUGUGGACCAACUUCCCAAUAUAGAAGAGUACCUUGUACAACAGUCCGAGAAGGAGCGUGUGGUCACAAACGGAGGGGAGGAAGGAUUACAUGACACAAAUGCUAAGCUUCGGCGCUGUGUGGACGUGGGACUUGUAGAAGAGCAUCCCCCCAAGAGCUACCAAUGGCUCCAUGACAAGAUUCAAGAGGCGGCUUUGAGUAUGAUUGCCCCUGAAAGGUUUUCCGAGCUGCAGUUUCGGGCAGGUGAAGCCCUUUGUGGGCAACUAGACCCUGUGCAAAUUGAAGAGCACAUAUUCGUCAUUGUGAACCUUCUAAAUGAACACGUUAGCCUCUACCUCCCCAAGCUGACAGAAGCCAAGAGGCUCAGAAUGGCGGGGCUCUACUUGUUGGCAGGAAAGAAAGCAAAUCAAUCAGCAUCGUUUGCUUCAGGGGGGGUGUACCUACGAAGAGGUAUCAAUCUGCUUCCAAAAGGACACUGGGAAAGCCAAUAUGCAAUCAGCCUGGAGUUGUUCUCUCUCGCAGCGGAGGCCGAGCUUGUCACUGGCGAGGUCGAAUACAUGGAGAGACACUGCAAUGAGGUCAUCGCGCAGGAGGACCGACCCAUUCAAGACAAGUUUCGUGCAUACUAUGCAUUGAUUGAGUCUAUCGGUGGUCGCAAUCGGCUGGAGGAGGCAAUAGAAAUGAUCCUUUCAGUCUUGGCGCAACUAGGCUGCACCUUUCCAAAAAGGGGACGGAAACUGGUCACUAUAGCGGGGCUGAUCAAAGUCAAGGCUACUAUUAAAGAUAGGACACCUGAGGAAAUAGCAAAGCAACAGCAAAUGACGGACCCAAAGAGGAUAGAAGCAAUGCGACUAAUGGACAAACUUGCUACCUUUGCAUACUACGCGAAGUCCGAGCUUCUCGCUUUGUCCAUCCUCAAACGUCUGAGCUGGACUAUAAAGUACGGAGUAUCUGCGUUUUCACCGCCAGCUUUCAGUCAAGUCGGUCUCAUUUUGUGUGGCAAACUGGGGGAUAUCCAAGGUGGGAAGGUCUAUGGCCAGCACGCGCUCUCGAUGAUUGACAAGUUCGAUUGCAGGGCAGUUGAAGCCCGAACAUACUUUGUAGCUCAUGCUACUGUCUUUCACUGGACCAUCCCUGUCCACGACUGUAUGAAGCCAGCGCUUCGGGCCUACGAGUCGGGGAUGGCCACCGGCGAUCUGGACAGUGCCUUUUGGGGGGUCUUCUUUCACCUGGAAUUCGCCUUCUAUGCGGGCCGCCCCCUGCAGUCAAUCGAGGCUGACUUUCGUUUCUUUACCAAGCGAAUGAAACAUCAAAAGCUUCUGGUGUACCAUUCUCAGAUCAGCUCUCUUGCCUGGGAAGGAAUCCUUCACCUGCUUGGUCGUUCAGAUGAUCCAACAGAACUGUGUGGGGAAGUUGUGACGCCUCAAUUUAUCUGUGACGCAGAAGGAAGACAGCAUGCCGGAGAACUUGCAAUGAUACAUCGAAUGCAGAUUUACCUGGCCUAUUGGUUUUGUGAUGAUGAGCGCGGUGCCGAGCUGGCUCUUCGCUACGGAGAGGAGCAUCCCACCGGCAGCCCGGGCAAUGUUGGCGUUGUCCAUGUUCGUGUUCACACGGCCGUGUUGUGCCUCUCGGCAGGACGCAAAACUGGAAACAAAAAGUAUAUCAAGUAUGGCCGCAAGGUGGCUCGGAUCGUCAAGUCUUGGGUGGAGAAGGGGUGCCCCAACGUUGUACAUUUUGAUGCCCUGUUGGAUGCGGAACGUUGCGCUCUUUCCAGAAAGAAUCACUUGGCUGUGAAGCACUUCGAAUGCGCAGCAUUGUUGGCCGCUCGGAGGGGCUUCAUUCAAGAUCAGGCCAUGAUCAACGAGCGCUUUGCCGAUUUUGCCCUUCACGUUAUGAAUGACGAACACGAGGCAGAGUAUCGUGCAAAGGAAUCUGAAAAGCUUUACAAUGAGUGGGGAGCGCUUGGAAAGGUGAAGCAAGUAAAAACUAAGCUCCGGCAAUUCUUCCGGGAGGAGAUACCUCCAAGUGAUGUUGUCGUCCAGGCUUGUGUCACUCCGGUCUACUGA